Molecule: messenger RNA, 796 nt
Organism: Vigna angularis (adzuki bean)
Lineage: Eukaryota; Viridiplantae; Streptophyta; Magnoliopsida; Fabales; Fabaceae
Exons: 3
Coding region: 51-311 (86 amino acids)
Cellular component (GO): membrane
Molecular function (GO): glycosyltransferase activity
Source: RefSeq, a predicted model, not a curated record
UUAUACAAUCAAUUUUAUUUUGUUUUGUUAAAUUUGCAGGAUAUAGUGAUAUGGACAAAGAAGUCAGUGAAAUGGCCUCACUUAGAGUUAGGCAUCGAGUCCAGACACAACAUAUAGUUCAAGUGAACGGUUGCCUAUCAUCCUUUCAAAAGGAACGUUUAAAGUCAACACCUUUCAAGUGGUUGGUGGAUAUGGUUGAUGAUAUGGUUAUUUCUAGCCCUAUUCUUAUAGAGUUAAUCAGUAGGUGGCAAAAAAAUGCCCGAUUACACAACGGAGCAGUUACAACUUAUUCGACAACAAACGGUGUGUGAUUGGGUAUUACAUGAAGGAAAUAUGCAUAGAAGUACAGUAAUGAAGAACUGUGGAAUGCUAUAGCAAAUGAAGAAGUCAUGAAAUAGGAUAUAACUUGUAAUGAUGUUGCUGGAAUAUGAUAGAAUAUGAAACAAUUUUUGUUCUAUGGUUUUUUAAGUUGUUUACUAUGUAUAGUGAAGGAUUAGUUAUGCACUAGUAUCACCAACGUCCAUUUUGUGUACAUAAGCUAUUAACUAAAUUAGCAGAACUUGCAGUGAACAAAAGUUAUCGAGCAAAUAACCAUAUAAAACUUAACAGAUAACCACUAACUGUACGAAAAAUAUUUGACAUUGAAAUUGAAGUUCAACACUUGUAUUGUUGUGUCGUCCGUCUCUCUUCGUUCAAGCCUUGCUUCUUCUCGUUCGUUCAAGCCUUGUCUCUCGUCCGUCUUCUCUCUCGCUGUGUGACUGCAUCCUGGACAAUGAGAACAUUAGCAGAAUGGAAG